Messenger RNA from Cladocopium goreaui, 1722 nucleotides. NCBI's taxonomy places the organism in Eukaryota, Dinophyceae, Suessiales, Symbiodiniaceae. The record is from the annotation of a GenBank genome assembly.
CUGUUUUUAAACCACCAGUCCGCCGGUCCGUUUUAAAUACACCUCACCAUGUCGUGCGACUUGGUGGCUGUUAAAUGGCCGCGAUGGCGUUUGCGAAAAAGACCAAACUUGCUGAUUGCAGCCUGUGUUCUUUUCUUGGUGCACGCCGGACGGGGCUGGACAAUAGGUUCGUCAAGAUCGCCGGCAGUGUCUUUGGAUGAUUUGCAUUUCCAGGUUUCCGUCACGGUGGCAUGGAUGCUCCUGGGAGCAGUUGGAUUCAUGAUGGCACUGUUCUAUUUGGUCAACAAUUCUGACCCCGAGAUCAGGAUGUACUCGUGGCAAGUCAUUAGUUCCACCAUCAACAUCUUCUGCGCCGUUUUGAUUUUUUCUGCUUCGAACAGAUUGGUUGAGCACUACGCCUUUGAAGACAUCCCCAGUGAGGUGCGACAUCUUCGUGCUUUCCCCGUUUGUGUCGACUUUGCUCACAUGCUCUUCUGGAUGAUGAUGAUGCUAUGUGUUCUUUGGAUUGCUGCUGUGUGCAAGCGAAAGGGUGCUGCUGAAAACGAAGAUGGUGAAGAAAGCGCCCACAGACACGAAUUGGACGUGAAGUGCUGGGCCAUGCUCUUCGCACACGUCGCCGGCUUCGCGGCCAUCAACUGCUUCGGUGAUCUGCAGCAGGUGUUCUUCGCGGGUAGCGCCAAUGAAUCGGAACUGGCCGUGCCCAUUUCGGCCUCGUGUCUUCUCCUCUUGUGUUGGCUGGCAGAAAAGGCGGGACAGUAUCUUUACAAAGCCGAUCUGAAAGAGCUGGACGAUGGAAUCUUUGAGCUCUGGGAGGAGCAAACUCACGAAGCCGAGAACGACAUCGCAGCGCUGUGUUUGUCAUUUUUGAUCUGCCAGUCCUUGCGCUACCACACCAGUGGACAAUUACCAGAUCCAGAAGGGAACGAGCCGCCCGCAACAAGGGCGCGAGUCUUGCUGCUUUGCAGCGUUCUCUUUGCCUUUGUCGCGGUGCUCUCGGUGCAGCUCACGGAGUUGAAGGUGAACACCAUCCGACGACGGCCACGAUCCAAGCGAGUCAUGGACAUCUUCCAAUUGAUUUGCUGCAUGUGCUGUGCCUGGUGCAGCUACUAUGGUGGCAAGCGAUUGUACUGCACCUCUUUUGACGGAGAUCAGGUCGUUGAUGUCAUGACUCGUAUUGUGCUCAGCGUCAUCUUCUCCGUUCUGGCAUUUGGGAUGGUCCUGAUGAUGAACAAGGUCAUCGACAGACAGAAGGUCUGUGAAGCCAAAACUGGAGAAGAGUUGAGAGAAGAGGGAAGACUGCGGAGGAAGAAUUCAUCCAGGUCCAACUCCAGACCAGCCUCCAGAUCUCUCAGCUUUGCAGACAACGUGCAGUUGAUGUGUUUAAAGCUGGAGCACAAUUUGGUCCUCGGGGGCUCCAAGACCAUCAUCAAGGCUAUGGCCAUUUUGGUCGGCUUCAGUUGGGAAGAGGCCUUCGAAGGCUGCGUCAGCAAAGCCUGCGAGAGGACCAAGAUCAUUCCACCGCAUUUGGCCGAAGCUUUACUCGCUGCCUUACUCGCAACGAUGAUCCUUCCUGCCUGGCGUUUGUACAUCGUGCCCAACUGCGAAAUGAGGGCCGGAUCCGAAAGAAUCUGAGGCCAAAUAGAUCCGGCCAGCACUUGCAAUAGCAAACCAGCGAGAUUACCCAACAAAGAAACCACUCCUGGGUUGCAAACUGGUUAUGUU